Molecule: messenger RNA, 1359 nt
Organism: Gastrolobium bilobum
Lineage: Eukaryota; Viridiplantae; Streptophyta; Magnoliopsida; Fabales; Fabaceae
Exons: 3
Coding region: 1-1359 (452 amino acids)
Molecular function (GO): zinc ion binding; nucleic acid binding
Source: RefSeq, a predicted model, not a curated record
AUGACGAGGAACCGAAUUAACCCUGGGCCAUCAAAUGCCAAUGCUCAGCCAGAUCCUGUUUUUGUUGCUUUAGUUAGGCCCCGAAGUGGUCGUGGGGCAACAGCUGUGCAAAGGGAGUUGACUGCUAGUCAUCAAACUAAUGAGAAUUUGAUGAAGACGAAUGAAGAUAUGCGGAAUGCUAUGGCCGCGAUGAUGAAUGAGUUGAGGACACUGAGGGGUGUUAGACAUGAGAAUCGACCACCCACUCCUCCUCCUCACACUGCCACACCUACUCCACAUACUCUUCAUGUAGAGGGUGGAGCGGGUAACAAUGAAGAAAGGGCUAGUCACCAUGAUGAUGGCUCUAGUCAUCACACUGUGGUUCAUCAACCCCAUGUAGAACAUGUUGGUGGGCCAGACGAGGAUGAAAGGCGAUUGACUGCCUUUCAAAAACACAAACCUCCAUCGUUCACUGGAGGCUAUGACCCAUUGAUUGCUGCAAAAUGGCUUCAGGCCAUGGAGAAUAUUUUCAGGGUGAUGAGAUGCCCUGAUGCACUGAAGUUGGUUUACUCAGUGUAUAUGCUUAAAGGUCAAGCCGAGGAUUGGUGGACGAACACCGUGCAACCGUUGGAAGCUGAAGGCCAGGAGAUCACCUGGCGGUUGUUUGAGACUUUGUUCUUGGAUAACUACUUUCCUAUGGAGGCUAGGGAAAGAAAGCAAAAUGAGUAUAAUGAUUUGAAGCAGGGGACGAUGACCAUUGACCAAUAUUUCGCCAAGUUCAAUGAAUUGAUGAAGUAUGCUAACUACGGGAGAGCUCUACCUACUUCAGCCGAGAUGACCUCCAAGUUUCAAUGGGGUCUAAAUGAGAAAAUGUCUCAGAAAAUGUCUAAUUUUGAUAUCCGUGAGUUUAGCAGGUUUGUAAACCAUUGUUGGAAAGUGGAAGAACUUUAUAGUGUGACUAAGAACAAGAAGCUUUCUGAGGCCCAGGCAUCUAAUGCAAGUAGAGCAACUGGCUCAAAUUAUUGGAAAAACAAGAAAAUGAAGGGUAAGAAGUUGAGUGUGAAUAAUCCAGUCGAUAUAUUCAAGAAGCCCGGAAAUGCAAAGAGUUUUGUUGAUAGAAGACCUCCUCCAAAGUGUAGAGGAUGCAGAAAAGAGCAUCGAGGUCCGUGUGCUACGGGUGAAAUUAUUUUCUAUAAGUGUGGAAGAUCCGGCCAUUACUCUAGGCAGUGCCCUCAAAGUGAAGUGAGGACUAUGACAAUUCAGGAUGCUGUUGUUCCUGUUUUGGUUGUUCUACCUAUGAUAGAGUCCCAGACUGUUGGUAGAGUAUACACCAUGGACCGUCAGCAAUCAGAAAAGGCUCCAAACCUUGUGAAAGGUUAG